AUACCUCACCCACGUGGUAACAACUACCCACGUGGCACAAAAAAGAGAUGGAGAAGAUGGAAAAGCUGGAGCAAGCCCUCACUGAUCGCUCCCUAAAGGUCUUGGAUAGGCUCAAAGUGGCCUGCUAUCUAUGGAGGAAUACCAGUGCUACCAAGAGCAUCCUCAAGUGGACCUGUGAUCAGAUCUGCUCCAUUGAUAAGAAGACGUAUUCCAUAAACGAAGAGUUGAUGACGUCCCUGUUUAAAUUUCUCUCAGUUAUAUUGAAGACUGUCAUAAAUACUGGGAAAUGGUGCCCUGAUGAUUCUAUACUGACUGUGCAUGUAUUUGAGAGCAUAUCUGCUGCUAUUCGAUUGGUCGAUUCAGAGCAGUGCACUAAAAGUGUGGUGGAUAGUUUACAGUGUAUCAUGACUGGAUCACCUCUACCGUCUGUCUUGUUCAAGUUUGAGCUAUCUGUAUCACUACUCCGCAAUAUUCUUCUUGCUCUAACGGCAAAAUCUGGCCCACAAAUGUUGACCUAUUUUCCAUCUUUGAUGUCGUUCCUUCGAUUCUUUGUGUACCUUCAAGGCAGUCAAGGCAACCAAAAGAAAGUGUUCACUGUGAUGUGCGAUGAGCUCCUGGACCCUCUCCUGAGAGCAAGGAGUGUGUUAGUGGCAGAGGAGAGCAGCUGUUACAAUGGAGAGGUGGUAGCACACCUGGAUAACAUCCUCAAGCAAAUCUUUAACAAGGAGACGCUGUCUGAAUUCCCGUCAGCUGUGUCCUCUAUAGACUGGCUCACCACUGCCGGCAAACAGACUGCUACUAGUUUCGUGAGAGUUUUGUUUACCUCCCUCCACUCCAUCACAUGCUUGGACCCGGGCUGUGUGUACAGAAAAAGUAUCUCAAAGAAGCAUGCAACUGAUGAGAGCUGUAUGGUUGAGUUUGCCAGCCGCACUGGUUGUGAGGGAAUGCCUUACCUCAUGGAGACCUUCUUGCUUCAAAACAGUUGCUACAAGGUCCUCUCCAAGUCUGUUGAGUUCAAAUUCUUCCUGCGUCUGUUCGAGCUCCUCCUUCACUCUCGUCCUCUCUCCCCCUCUCAUCUGGGGGAUCAGGAGAGCAGUCAGAGUGAGAUGAAUCAGUCUCUGGCUGGGCAGUACUUGAGAGGGCUCACUGAAGGGAACACAGCAGCUGACACACCCUCUCUUAGUACAGCUGCUGACACACCCUCUCCUGCUCUUCAGUCACUGGCCAAGUGCCUGGAGUUGUUGCUCAACUAUGAAGUGUAUAACGCUGGGGAAGAUGGGAGCUCUGGUGGCGAACAGACAACAUUUUUGGAGAAAUUAGCUCGAGAUCUGUUGGUACCAACCACUCAUCGGAACUUGUCUGAUGUUUUGUCUUGUGUGACUAUUUUGUUUCGACUCAACCACAAACUGGUGGAGCCAUGGCUGCCUCUGAUAUGGCUCUAUCUGUUCACCGACAGUCAAAAGGGUGAUGGAUUCUCUGGUGUCUGUAUUGAGACGUACAGGAAGCUGAGACAACUUCCUGUAUUGAUGACUAUAUACGUUGAGUCUCUGGAUCUCCUGACUGGUGCCUUGUCCCUCCAGCCCACCACCCUCCAACCAUGCCCCUCCCUCUCACCAGUCUCCGAGCGGUUACUCGUUAAGCACAUAUCUUCUCUUCCCCCAGGCCAGUGCGUGGAGAUAAUAGAGCUGUUUCAUCGGUAUUUCACACAGAGGGUCACCUUUGGAGAGGGUGGUGUGGGCGUGUCUGUGGGGGAACCCCCCGUCGUUACCCUGGUACCUAGUUUGGAGAAGGCAGCUGACAUCAUCGGUGUAGUACUAAGCAACGCUCCUCUGAGCGUGUGGACUAGUCACUUGAAGGGGAAGGCACUGGAAGCACUUCUGAAGCUACAUUCUGAAGUAUCUCUGCUCUUUCUGCAAGCCAACUACACUAAGAAGUGUAGAAGAAGGCUCUCCUCAGUGGCCCUUUAUCUCACUUGUGCCACGAGCCAGCUGCUCUCUCAAGUGUACCCUCUCUAUCCUGACCUCAACUCUGGUUGGUUACCAGGGCUUGUGUGGCAUGAUGAGCUAUCGUCACUGGUUCCCGAGGCCUGGUGUCCUUGGUUACCAUCCAGUAGGGAGAAGCUUGGACCAAUCAGACUCUUUCUAUUGAAGCAGCUGGCUAUCGUGCAUCUGAAGGCUAAACUGAGAGGGGGUCAAAAGACGGACCCCUCCAUUUGUCAGGCUGUCUCGUGCGUCUUCCAACCUCUCUCAAAGGAGAUUGGACCAAGCUCACGGUGGACUGGACAGACGUAUGACCUUUGCCAUGACAAUAGUGAUGUGGCGUACUGGCAGCUUCUCCUCUCCUCUCUGCCCCUCCUCUAUCCCUACACCUCCAACCAUCACCUCACAACCAUGGCGGGGGGUAUUGUCACGGCUCUGUGUCACCAUCGUGUUGAUAGACCUCCCACAUCUAGUCUCACUGUGGGGGGUGUGCUGAGAGAGUUUCUAGUGUCUAACGUGUUCCUUGAAAUGGCGAAUCUUCACGAAGCUUUACUGACCUGCACACUCACACACGAGCAACUACUGUUACCUAAAUGUUUCCCCAAACCUCUGAGGAAGAUAUUCUCGGCCAGCUGCUCUGGUGAGGGAGUGUUCCUGGACGACUUGUUCACUGGUUCUCUGUCAACCAGCCUGAACUGUGCCCUGGAGUCACUACCAUCAUGGGCUGGACCACCCUCCUCUGACAAGAAACUGAAUCAAUGGCUGGAUACUCUGAAAACAACCAUUGAGCUGCUUGAGAGUCUUCCAUUGCGGUGUGUCAGUCCCGUGUCCCUACAGAGGAUUCUGCUCGCCCUCUGUGUCUGGCACACCUCUCUUACACUCGCUGUCUCCACAACGGCCGAUCUUCCUGAAGACAGUGCCACACUUCCUCUGCUAGUGAAGACAAGCUAUCUCCUGGGUUGGGUUCUACAGUGUCUCUCUCUUUGUCCCCUUCUACGCUACACCCCCAAGAGUUCAAAGUCCAAGCGAGAAAUCUUAGCGUCUGCAGCUGUCAAGUUUUCAUCGCUCCUUGAUCUCAUUUGUGAAUGGUUGUACAAGGGAACAGCUGCUCUGGCUCGGAACAGCUGUCUCAAGAUUGAUGAGAUACCAGAGCUCAAUAGCUCGUUGCUCAUUACCAUGGAAAUGGCCAUUGACGUACGAAUUAAGGUCGGAGGUCACCCAGACAAGGAACUAGACCUGCUGGCUGAGGCUAAGAGGUCCCCACUAUCUGAGAGGUGGCUUCAUUGUAUUGUUGUCGUUGCUUGUAAGCACUGCCAACUGACUGACCCCUCCUCAAAGAGACCACGCCCAAAUCUGGAGCAAAUCUGUGAAGUUGUUGUGUCGCUGAUUGAGGGGGGAACCCCUGACAGAUUACUACCGGACCACCCCCUCCUGAUUUCCUCACUGGCAGCUGUACUCCGGUGUCAGCCUGGGCUUAUGUCGUCAAGGGUGAGUGCAAUCAUGGCAUCUUUAGAACGUGUUGCAGAGUGUCCAGUGGACCUAGUUACUGUACUGGAGUCGAGGUCACCUGAUCCUCAGAAACAACUAAAUGUGUUCAAUGCUCUUCUGGACUGUAUAUAUUUGACGGCUCUCUCGGUUCCUCCUGAAGAAGCAGCUGCUGAUUGUGUUGAACCAACAGUCCCAAACAUUCGUAAAGCAUGGACAAGACUCCACUCUUCCCUUACUUUACUGUUCAGAUUAUCCCUCGCACGAUCUCCACGACUCAAUCCACUAGACUAUCUCACUCUAGCGAGAAGGGACCAAGUGACUCAUGGCAGCAGUAAAAGCGACCAGGUGCUCAGGAUGGUGUACGAGAAAGUUACCAUGGUGACGAGGGAGGUUCUAUGCAUGGUGGAUCGAGAGGACCUGUCUCAAAUUUUGGAAGAACUCUCUGAAAUGGAUUGCAGUGACCCAGUGUCUGUGUGUGUCUUCUGUGCGAGCUGGAAGCUGAUAUUGGACUCUAAACUAAAGCAGUCUAGCAGAGAAGGACUCAGGAAGCACUUCAGCAAGGUUGUGGUACUGUGCCGGUCUGCUGCACACGCUUUCUCAGCCUCGGCACCGCUAGCAACUGGUCUGGUACAGCUGGUGACUGUUCUAGUCUCUCUCCCCACUCAGGUUGGUCUUGAUAGUCAAUCAGUAAUGGCUGCUCUUCAGAUGUGCUCGCUACUUGACGUAAACUCUUUGAAUAUUCAGAGGGUAGAGCUUCUUGGAGCCAUUGCUGAGAUGGUGAUGUCUGUGUGUAGGCAACACUCAAACACAAUCACCCGCUCCCCUGCCCCUGUCAUUACAGCCUUAAUUAAGCUGAUACACAAGGUGGUUGCCUCAGGGCAGGAUCUGGAGGAGCAACAGGUGGCAACCCAAGACACUCUCACCAAGGAGCUAGUGCAAUGUGCCAGUUUCGUAUCCAGAUCAAUGGAGCUUAUUUCUCAGCAAGUGGUGUUUUGUAAGUUUGUGAUGUACAUCCUUCAUGAAUACAUCGUGACAGCUCACACAAGACCCCUCCACACUCAAGUCAGAGAUUCCAUGCUACCCGGAGUGUUCAGCUUGAUGAAGCUGGCCUCACAAGGAGAUAUUGCCUUCCUCAAGUCUCCAAUGGACUCAGUGACUAGAGAAAGCUGUCAGACUUUGUUAGAUCAGUAUAAACAGUAUUACAAGUUUGGUGGAAAAAUAUGAACGAUUAUAUGAUAUUUAUUAUAAUUGAAA
Molecule: messenger RNA, 4721 nt
Organism: Halichondria panicea
Lineage: Eukaryota; Metazoa; Porifera; Demospongiae; Suberitida; Halichondriidae
Exons: 29
Coding region: 48-4691 (1547 amino acids)
Biological process (GO): ribosome biogenesis
Cellular component (GO): nucleolus
Source: RefSeq, a predicted model, not a curated record